Molecule: messenger RNA, 2496 nt
Organism: Aplosporella prunicola CBS 121167
Lineage: Eukaryota; Fungi; Ascomycota; Dothideomycetes; Botryosphaeriales; Aplosporellaceae
Exons: 1
Coding region: 16-2415 (799 amino acids)
Biological process (GO): RNA processing
Cellular component (GO): nucleus
Molecular function (GO): RNA binding
Source: RefSeq, a predicted model, not a curated record
CACCCCUCAGAAAGUAUGUCAAAAGAACAGAACAUAAGAGGAUUUCCUGAUAUCACUGAUAAGCUCAGCGCGCCAACUAAAAAAUCGCUCUGGGAACGUCAAAGGGAAGAAGCUGAGGCAAAGCGCCUGCGCGAAGAGGCCGAAUCGCAAGCUGCGCUCGAAGAACUUUUGAAGGAGCACGGAGGUGGCAAUGAUACACUUCCAAGCUCAGGAACUGGCGGAAGAAUGGGGCCUACCGGCGGUGUGAGAGGAGCCCUUGGAGGCGGUGCGCGACGACACUUCCCACCCACUGGACCUCGAGGCAACAGCGGACCUGGAACUCUGGGACAGCCACCCUCUUCGCUCACUAGGAAACGGCCGUUCGAGGACGAGGACCAGGGGAUCUUUGCCCUGAAGAAUGCUUCUGCGGCGCCAUUAGAUGCUGCAACAGCCUUCCAAACAUCGGACGACGAAGAUGCGGAUAACGGAUCAAAGAGCGCAGAGAGAGCUGCUCCUAAGCCUACCAUGCGCUUGACCUCACUGCCUCCUACCAUGACACAGGCAGAUAUAAGGAGGAUGAUACCUUCUAAUUUGGUUGUCGAAUCGGUUCGUCUAACCCCCGAAUUGACUUCUACGGACAGAAGAUCGAAUACAGCUAUUGUCACCCUUGCAACGGAUACUCCAGCAAAAGAAAUUGAUGCGGUAGUCAAUGCGCUCGAUAAGCGUUAUCUGGGAUGGGGAUUUAAGUUGUCAAUCUCACGGCAUCUCUCGUCUGCAGCACUCGGUGCACCUACAGCAGCUCUACCUAGCUCCAUCUCAUCAUCGCAUCCGUUUGGCGCAAAGGUUGUGGCUCCAGCGGUGAGCCAUGGCCUUAGUCGCGCACCUCCUCCUUCCUCUUAUGCGCCUGGAUCGUCGUCGGCUUUCGGAAGAGCGCCUGCACCGACACAAGUUCUGGUCAAACCGCCAUCAGAUAUCAAACAGCUCAAACUUAUCAACAAGACACUUGAAGGUAUCCUAACUUACGGUCCGGAGUUUGAGGCUCUGUUGAUGGCUAGACCGGACAUCCAGCGUGAUCAAAAAUGGCAAUGGUUGUGGAAUCCGUGUAGUCAAGGAGCUGUCUGGUAUAGGUGGAGGCUCUGGGAGGUUAUCACUGGUUCAGACAGAGCCCCGAGACGACGAAACCAUUUUGCCAAUCCUGCACAACAGAUUUUCGAGGGCGGCGCACCCUGGCUUGGGCCAGAAGAGCGCCCGCCAUUCGAAUUCACUACCAAAUUCGAAGAGCUCGUCUCGGACCCUGACUAUUCGUCAGAAGACGAUUUAUCCGAUGAUGAAAACAAACGGCGCCAACACAACGCUUCCAAAGCGCCCCCUGAGAGCGGAAUAGACAUAGAUCAGGCCCGGAAGUCGUACCUCAAUCCACUCCAGAAGGCAAAACUCGUCCACAUGUUGGCUCGCCUUCCAACUAGUGCGGGAAAACUUCGCAGAGGAGACGUCGCACGGGUUUCAUCAUUUGCAAUCAGCCACGCUGACAAAGGAGCCGAAGAGAUCGUCCAUAUGCUCAUUUCGAACAUUGAGAAACCAUUUGCGUUGAGUGGCGCCAAUCCGGACAGACAAAAAAACGAAGAAGAGGCCGAAAAGAUGGACCGUGAUGACGGGGUAGAGAAGAAGGCUGAAAAGGAAGACCCUUCGGACGCCAAAAAGAUUGGUUUAUAUCUUAUUGGCGACGUGUUCGCAUCUUGCGGUACAUGUGGCGUCCGCCAAGCAUGGCGCUAUCGAGAGUGGUUUGAAUCAGCGUUCAAGAAGCGCAAGGUCUUUGAGCACUUGGGCAGACUUGACAGAGAUAUGCAGUGGGGUCGGCUUCGGGCUGAAAGAUGGAAAAGCACCAUAAACAACAUCCUGUCAAUGUGGGAAAAACAGAAUGUAUUCCCCUCAGACGCACAAGCUCGAUUUAUCGAGGCCUUCAACAACUCACCCAUGACCGAGGAAGAGAAGAAGGUCACGGAGCAAGUGGAACAAGGAAGCAGUAACACUGAAACGAAACCCAAGUGGAAGACUCUGGAUGUGGCAGAGGCCAGAGAAGAAAACCAGUCAGCUUCUGCGCCAGCUACCGACGCGAAUGAACAACCUGACGGGGAUCCGAUGGUCGAGAGUAAUCUGGAUGGAGAACCUAUGGAGGAUGUGGAUGGAGAGCCGAUGGCUGACGUUGAUGGUGAACCUAUGGCUGACGUCGAUGGUGAGUCCAUGAAGGACUUUGACGGUGAGCCAAUGGAGAAAGACACUGGCGGUGAACCGAGAGAAGAAAAGGCAGCAGCACACCAAGCUCAUCUGACUCAGGCUGAAGCACAAGAUAAAGGUGCAACGGUCGGUGAGACUGAAGCGGCCAAGGCUCGUAGGAGGCGCCCGAGAGCGGAGGAUAUGUUUGCAGACUCAGACUAGGGGUAAGCUAUCUCGUGCAGCAAGCACGGAGACCGUUCCAGUGCUUGUUCUUGAACCAACUACUUUAAAUCUAUCAUGGAC